Pyrus x bretschneideri (Chinese white pear) is the source of this 2654-nucleotide messenger RNA. RefSeq names its product probable serine/threonine-protein kinase WNK9. The transcript has 7 exons. Bases 243 to 2483 code for a protein of 746 amino acids. Gene Ontology annotation, cellular component: cytoplasm. The record is from RefSeq and is a predicted model, not a curated record. Gene Ontology annotation, biological process: protein phosphorylation; intracellular signal transduction. Lineage: Eukaryota; Viridiplantae; Streptophyta; Magnoliopsida; Rosales; Rosaceae. Gene Ontology annotation, molecular function: protein serine/threonine kinase activity; ATP binding.
UAAUAACGAUCCAUGUUUUUUUUUCCUUCGAUCUUUUAAUUUCCAUACUCGCCUAUGAAGCGUUUAGAAACCAAUAUUUUAUGAUAAAUCCUCUUCCUUUCUCUCUCCCUCUUUCCAUUUCUCUUCUCUCUCUCCUCUCUGUGUGUUUCUGUCAGAAUUAACAAAGAAAUUGCCAGCAAUUAAGGGGAAGAAGCAGCAGCUAAUCAGAAGAACUGCAAAAAAGUGAGAUUGGUUAUACAGAAAUGAAUGGUCUCUCACAUCUUGAACCAGAUUACUGUGAGUUUGUUGAAGUUGAUCCAACUGGGAGAUAUGGCAGAUACAAUGAAAUCCUUGGCAAAGGAGCUUCUAAGACAGUUUACAGAGCAUUUGAUGAAUAUGAAGGGAUAGAAGUUGCUUGGAACCAGGUCAAGCUUUAUGAUUUCCUGCAGAACCCUGAAGAUCUUGAGAGGCUCUAUUGUGAAAUCCACCUCCUCAAGACAUUGAAGCACAGAAACAUCAUGAAAUUUUACACUUCCUGGGUUGAUACUGCCAACAGAAACAUCAAUUUUGUCACUGAAAUGUUCACCUCUGGGACCCUUAAGCAGUAUAGGUUAAAGCACAAGAGAGUGAACAUUAGAGUAGUGAAGAAUUGGUGUAGGCAGAUCUUGAGAGGGCUUCUGUAUCUCCAUAGCCAUGACCCUCCUGUGAUCCAUAGAGAUCUCAAGUGUGACAACAUCUUUAUCAAUGGAAACCAAGGGGAAGUGAAGAUUGGUGACCUUGGUUUAGCUGCAAUCUUAAGGAAAUCGCACGCCGCUCACUGCGUUGUAGGGACACCAGAGUUCAUGGCUCCUGAAGUAUAUGAAGAGGCAUAUAAUGAGCUAGUUGACAUUUACUCAUUUGGGAUGUGCGUUCUGGAAAUGGUCACUUUCGAAUAUCCGUAUAGCGAAUGCACUCAUCCUGCUCAGAUCUACAAGAAAGUUGUUUCUGGUAAAAAACCAGAUGCUUUGUACAAAGUUAAAGAUCCAGAAGUACGAGAAUUUGUUGAGAAGUGCUUGGCAACUGCGUCGUUGAGGCUCUCUGCGAGGGAGCUUUUAAAUGACCGUUUUCUCCAAAUUGAUGAAUGUGAAUAUGAUUUGAGAUCACUAGAUUAUGGUAGGCAGCUAGAUGACAUGGGUCCUCUUGCAAGGCAGCCUCUAUUAGAGCUUCAUCGAAGCAACAGUUCCUUUAGUAAUGGAUACUCGAAUGAUUACGAUUUUGAUGCCCCAAAUGAGUGGACUGUUGAUAUAGAAUCAUCUGGAAUCGAACUGUUUGAGCACCAUGAGGAUGAUCAUUCUGAUGAUGUCGACAUUAGUAUUAAGGGGAAGAGAGGAGAAGACGGUGGCAUCUUUUUGAGACUUAGAAUUACAGAUAAAGAAGGUUGUGUACGCAACAUUUAUUUCCCAUUUGACACUGCGAACGAUACAGCAUUGAGUGUGGCAACUGAAAUGGUUGCAGAGUUGGAUAUCACCGAUCAGGAUGAAACCAGAAUAGCAAAUAUGAUUGAUGGGGAAAUUUCCAUGUUGGUACCCGAUUGGCAAUCAGGACCAGGACUAGAGGAAACACCCCGGUUUGCUAAUCAAAGCUUUUGUCACACUUGUGUUUCCAAUCACACCUCAAGUGGUUCCAUGACGGAGUAUCUGUCGAACCACCCUAGCGCUAAGGACUUGCAAGCUCUUCAAUGUUGUAAACAUGGUUGUCCUUCAAUGCACGGUCGUUUUGAGGAGGUUACAUACCAAGCUGACGAGUCUGAGUAUCAUGUAACAAAGGGUGAACCAAAUGAAUCAGGCCAAUCAGACUGCGUUCAAUACCAAGAAAUUUGGGGACAACAACAACAUGAAAGUCGUGAACUUAGUUUAGUAGGCUUGAGACAGAUCCAUUUAGAUGAAGAAUAUGAGAAAAUGGAUCACUUAGUCACAGUUGAAGAUGAGCAAGAUUCUAAAGUGGAAAACAAUACGGCAUCCGAGGCAAGAAAUUCCAUCAGAAACUUAUCAGGUUUACAUUCUAUUUGCAUGAGCCCGCCAAUGUACCAUGACCUCCCAGACAGUUACGAGAACGAAAUUCAGAAGGAUUUGAGAUGGUUCAAAGCAAAGCACCAGAUGGAGCUGAGGGAACUUCGAGAUGAGCAAUUAGGAAUCAUCUCAACAUCUUUGCCGAAUGCAAGUAAAGAACAAAAAAUAGACAACGGGUUCUUAUCAUCUUUGGUAUCAAACACAAUACGAGGAAUCAACAACACAGUUCUUUCGAAAUCUUGCGCUUAUGAUCACCAACACUUAACUCCAGAUUUUCAUGCUAAUCUUGAAAAGAGCUGCCCCAAUUCGGAACCCCAAGGGGCCCGAAAUUGCGAGGCGAUGGAGUCUCCCAAUGCGGCGAAUGUGAUCACUGGCAAGAGUCUGUACAGAGACUCACUGCUUCCUCACUCUCUUCGCAGGACAGUUUCUCUCCCAGUUGAUGCUGUUGAUUUAUAAACUUGCAGAGGCACAAAGCAUGUAUUCUUUUCACAAAUUCCAUGCAUCAUGUAUGGCUACCAAGGCCAGGCCACUCCUUUCUUCAUCAAGGGAUGUGGCUUUCCAACAAACUGGGAUGAUAUGUAUUUAAAAAUUAAGGAAAACUAAUGAAAAAUGCUUGAAAACCGAGUA